Messenger RNA from Fusarium graminearum PH-1, 306 nucleotides. RefSeq lists its product as uncharacterized. Bases 1 to 306 code for a protein of 101 amino acids. Lineage: Eukaryota; Fungi; Ascomycota; Sordariomycetes; Hypocreales; Nectriaceae. The transcript is spliced from 2 exons. The record is from RefSeq and is a predicted model, not a curated record.
AUGUCAUCAAACGCCAGCACCGAGAAGCCUACAGGCACCGACGAGCGACCCAGCACGACAGCCUCACAAGAUGACGAGUGGGAAUUUGUGAAUGAAAAAGAAAGUCAGUCAUCGGAUGAUCAUGUCAAGAAGGAGAAUGACUUGGAGAAGGGCACUGGAGAGUCUAAGAAAGAAAUGUCCGACGAGGAACGCAAGAGAGAAUUGAACAAGACAAAGUGGGAGGGCAUGCAACAACAGUCUGGAGGGGUCUACCCUCACCGAGAGGUCAAAGUCCCAAGCUAUCCCAAAUUCAUGGGAGAUUGGUAA